AUGCUGAAUCUGCGCAACCCGGAUGCCUUCGACAUGUACACCUUCAACGACCACGCCGGCUACGGCGCCAUCGAGGUGGCCCAGAACGUGCUGCUCGACUUCCACGAGGCCGCCGGCAACUGGAAGGAGCAGUGGGCCAUCUGCGAGGCGCUCGCCCUGCUGUUCAACACCGACUCGCUCGACCCCAUGAUUGGCAUGCUGGCCGAGCUCGAGAAACAGGGUCAGUUGGCCCACGUGCGCAACCUCGGCUGGGUCAUGGGGAUGGUCGCGCGGGAAGCCGACGCCAUGCGCUCCGACGGGUUCAUCGAGGCGCCAGAGGGGAUGAAGAAGAAUAAGAAGAAGAAGGCCUACGCCGGGGAGCACUUCGUGCCGUAUCUGCUCGCCUACGGCGCCAAGCACAACAUCACCAUGUACGGGCCGUCGAACAUCGCCGACAUCAUCGCUGAGGCCGAGGAGGAGGCCGAGGAGCAGAACGUGGAACUCCCCGCAGCCGCCCAGGAUCCCUGGGGCUGGGCGACGGGCUUCAAGGCGUACGAGCGCAAGAACAAGGCCACCGCCUAUGGGGCGGGCAGCCGGGGCAAGGCGGCGAUCGGUGGGGACUCCCUCGAUAUCACCACCUACUCGCCCGCCGAGCGCAAGGCGCAGAGCUUCAACAAGAAGGAUCCCUUGACCAAGGAUAUGAUCAAGGCGCUCAAGGACGGCAUGUGUCUGAGCAUCGGCUGA
This is a messenger RNA of Aspergillus aculeatinus CBS 121060, 723 nucleotides long. RefSeq lists its product as uncharacterized. The coding region runs from base 1 to 723 and encodes 240 amino acids. The transcript has 2 exons. The record is from RefSeq and is a predicted model, not a curated record. NCBI's taxonomy places the organism in Eukaryota, Fungi, Ascomycota, Eurotiomycetes, Eurotiales, Aspergillaceae.